Molecule: messenger RNA, 201 nt
Organism: Talaromyces amestolkiae
Lineage: Eukaryota; Fungi; Ascomycota; Eurotiomycetes; Eurotiales; Trichocomaceae
Exons: 2
Coding region: 1-201 (66 amino acids)
Source: RefSeq, a predicted model, not a curated record
AUGGGCGUCCCCAUACCGGAGCGUAACUGGGAGCAACUGCGCUGUUGGAGCUUGGGCUUGUACGGUGGCUCGCUGGAGUCUUCGGACGAGCUCUGGGGUAAGGCCAUUGGCCCUACAGAGCGUACGGAGUCGUGUUUCGGUGCCUACAGCCUUCUGGAGGCAUGUCAUGUAGUGGCACCGGAGGGUGAGCUUCCUAUCUAA